CUGUAUUCCAUUCUCGACCUUUUUUUUUUUCCUCCAAAUAGCCUAGUUUCCUAGGGGCAAUUGCAGGGAUUUAUCUGUGAAAGUUUUGGAUUUUGGUAAUUAAAAUCAGGGUGAAUCCGAGUUGUUUCAAUCGGUCAGAUAUUGGUAUUGAUUUUUCUGAUCAGAUCGAAUCCUAAAUCGCCGGUGUUUGUGCGUGGGUGACGUAAUCGGUGCGUUCAGGAAAUACCAAUUUCUCAAGCAACAUUUGCAGGUCAAAACUGAAAGGAACCGAAAAGCUCUGAUCCUGGGUUUUGUCUUUCUUCAAUCAUAAUCACAACAAAAAAUCGAGUUUUUUUCCUGGGUGCUAUCAGAAUCAGAAGAAAAUCGAUUUUUGAUUUCUGGGUACUAUCAAGAUCACAUUAAAAAUGGUAAUUUGAUUUCUGGGAAUUUCCUAGAAUUCAUUUUCUCGAUCUAAUCCGGGAAUUCAUUUUCUCGAUCGGGUUCCGAUUAUGGCUACGAAUUCUGGUACCCUUGAUCAGUGGAGAAAUUACUUUCGAACUGCGAAUUCGGAUAUUUUUGGCAUCAUUGAGCAUGCAAUCCUUGUGGCGGCUUCCGAUUGUCCGAAGGAGUUCAGGCUCCGGAGAGAUCGAAUUGCCGAGAAGCUGUUUUCCUGUAAAUUAACGCGGUGUUUCGGUUGCGAUCGAGUCGAGUUGGCGGUACCUGAAAAUGAUGGAGGAGGUUGUAAGAGUGAAUUUGAUAUAGAUGCAUGUCAAUUUGAGGCUGGGGGUAGUGGGAGCAAAGAAAGCAAGGUUAAUAGUAGUAGCAAAGAAAGCAAGGCAAAUAGUAUUAGAGAGGAUCAUGGAGAAAUGAACAUGAACCAGGUUAGCAAUUAUAGCUAUGGAGAAGCUGAGGCAUUGACUGAUGAGAUUGAAGAAGAGACUCAAAUUGCCGGGGAAGUGUUGAGGAUCAGGGAGAUUCUCGAAAACAGUAAAGAUGAGUCUGAUUCGGUAUUGUUCGAUUCAUUGAGGAGACUUCAGUUGAUGGUGCUGUCUGUGGAUAAUCUUAAGGCGACUGAGAUUGGAAAGGCGGUUAAUGGUCUCCGAAAACACGGAUCAAAGCAGAUUCGUCAACUCGCGCGUACACUCAUAGAUGAAUGGAAGGAUAUGGUAGAUGAGUGGGUCAAUGCAACAGCUGCUAUUGCAGAAGGUACUCCAGACUCCGUGAACCCAUCUGUUGUUGAUGAUGAUGAUGAUGAAGAAGGGCUUCCUUUUCCUCCAAUGGAUGAACUAUCUUUCCUCACAACUCAGCCUACUUCACUAGAGCUAUCUCAGUUCUUUGAUGGCAUGGAUGAUGAUGGAAAUCCAAGAAACAAUGGGGAGUUCAACAGGAACCGUGAAAAUGGAAGAAAGCCAUCAUUGGAGAACCAAAAUAUUUCAAAGCGGAAACAGCAGCUUCCUGAUGAAGCAAAUGGUGUUACCAAGGACAAGGGUCAACAAAUAAAGAAGCAAGAACCUGUUGUAAAAUCAAAUAAGCCCAUAAAUACUCCAUCUGGGUUUGGGAGACCACAAGAAAUUUUAGUGAGGCCAAAUAAGCCCUCAAACACCGACUCUGGACCUGGGAGACCUCCAAAACCUGGUGUAGGACAGAAGGUUAAUAAUGAAACCAAGUUCUUGCAGAAAUCAGAUAGGCUUGCCAUCCAAAGGAAACCAGUGGUUGGUCAACAAGAUAAGUCUAAGUCUUCAGAGGAAGACACAAUCCAAGUGAAACUUGAGGCUGCCAAGAGGAAACUGCAUGAACGUUACCAACAAGCUGAGGAUGCCAAGAGGCAGCGGACAAUACAGGUUAUGGAGUUGCAAGAUCUCCCAAAGCAGGGCCUUGGCCAUAGAAAUCCACAUAUACAUGGAAAUAACAACAGGCAUUGGGCAAAUGGACGGCGCUAGGUUCUCUAGUGAUGCAGACUGGGUUCAAUGACUUUUCAAGUUGCUUCCAUUUUUGAAGCAGUGGAACAA
This is a messenger RNA of Vitis riparia (riverbank grape), 1988 nucleotides long. RefSeq names its product probable mediator of RNA polymerase II transcription subunit 26b. Gene Ontology annotation, cellular component: nucleus. NCBI's taxonomy places the organism in Eukaryota, Viridiplantae, Streptophyta, Magnoliopsida, Vitales, Vitaceae. The record is from RefSeq and is a predicted model, not a curated record.